UCUCUCUCUCUCUGUUCCAACCGACUUCCGAAAUCUAUAAAUGGACACCAACUCCAACUGUCCACAAUCCCAUCAAAGUUGAUUCACACCACCAAACUAAUUAGAUCUUCCAACUGAUAUCGGCUUAUUAUCUUGCUGUUGAAGCAACAAAACUUGACGAUGUCUGUUAUCAUGUCGAAGCUCAACACUGGCUCUAGCGGCAGCGGAAGCUGCAAGUCUUUAUUAACCAGAAUCAACGGCAUAAUCUCCCACAAGAAGGCCAAAAAGCCAUGUUUAUCUUCUUUACCGGAAUCAAGGCUGACGGUAACAUUACCAGGGAAGGACUUAGAGAGGGUAUUCUGCUACUUCGACGAAGAUGGCGACGGUAAGAUCUCGGCUGCUGAACUGUGCAGCUGCUUGCAUAGCGUCGGGGAGGAAAUAUCGCCGGCGGAGGCUGAAGCUAUCGUCGAGUCGUCGGAUUCUGACGGAGACGGUGUGCUGGGAUAUGAUGACUUUGUUAAGCUCGUGGAUAUGGAAGAAGAGGAGGACAGAGAGACGACUAUCAAGGAAGCCUUUUCAGCCUACGAGAUGGAUGGCAAGGGCUGCAUCACGGCGGGAAGCCUCCGGCGUGGGCUGCGGCGGCUGGGAGAGGAGAAGAGCGUGGAUGAAUGCAGGGUUAUGAUAAGGAGAUUUGAUCUCAACGGGGAUGGGGUCAUUUGUUUCGACGAGUUUAAGCUUAUGAUGCUGUGAAUAGUUUAUUUACUACCAUAGAUCUUAAGUGUUGUCCGGUUGUAUGCUUGAUUGCUUGUAGGGUUUGUAUACGCGCACAGUUGAAAG
Molecule: messenger RNA, 816 nt
Organism: Dendrobium catenatum
Lineage: Eukaryota; Viridiplantae; Streptophyta; Magnoliopsida; Asparagales; Orchidaceae
Product: probable calcium-binding protein CML31
Exons: 1
Coding region: 160-729 (189 amino acids)
Molecular function (GO): calcium ion binding
Source: RefSeq, a predicted model, not a curated record